AUGGCAGCGGACUUGGCACGGCUCCUGGAGGUGCUGGACGCGGUCUCGGCGGAUCUCACCGCGCGGACAGCGCUUCUCGGCGACCACUGCAGCAGUCUGAAAGCCUCGCUUUGCUAUUGCUCGUCGUCGUGGCAGCUCAAGAAGCGUGUGCAAGAACAGGCAGAGGCGGCCAAGAAUGAAGAGGACCAGCUUCGGCUCGCCGUGGCCCAUGCCGAGUCGGCGCUGGAAGAGGCGCUUAAGCGGGCCAAGUCCAUUCGGGGUGCGACUGUAAAGCGCGUGCCAUUGAAAGUGGCCUCGGAGUCCGCUCCGUCCUCGAUGACGACAGGAGCUGAAGCGGCCGCGGCAGCUACUCCUCUCGCGCUUCCCCGCAAAAUGACGAGCCAGAUCAAGGAGGUUCAAGACAUGGCGCUGCUGUGGCGCGGACGGGAUGCACCGCCAACCGUCGCUGCCGGGAAACUCAACCAGAUCUUAGCGCAGCGGGACUCGGUUUCGUCGGCCGUCCCGAUUCGCAUCUCGUACCGCGACCAGCUCGAGCGCAUCCAGAAGGCGUAUGCUUGUGUGCUGCACGUCCUCGAAACCAAGUGCUCGAGCUACCCCGCCGACGCGGCGCCCAGUCUCCCGACCGUCUUUCCCACUUGGUUUCGCCUCAAUAAGGUCAAGCAUCUUCUUCAAGCGCUGAAUGCAGAGCUCGCAGCGUGUCUUCAACGGAUACCGCCGCCCCCCGUGCUCUCCAAGCGAGCAGCGACGCGCAGUCAGACAUUCCUGCAGGCGAUUACAUGCGAUCCACAACACUCUGUUGACAACGCACCGCUCCAUUGUGAGAACGAUGCAAGCUCCGCGAUCUACACGAAACUCCAAGCUGCGUGGAAUGCAGACAUGGCGCCGCUCGUAGAGGCGCCAGCAUAUGUAGGUGCCAUCGACAACAUUGCGUCCGCCCAUGUGUGCAAGUACCUUGUUCCGCCGCUGCAAGAGCGACUCCAUGCCACUGCGUCUGUCGAGAACGCAUCGUACGAGCUCGACAGCAUGGCGUUGCUCCGGCUUUUGCACUCGCUGACCUGCUGCGAUGGACUCGAUAUACGCAGUGUGAUUUUGCUGGACUCAUGA
Molecule: messenger RNA, 1104 nt
Organism: Saprolegnia parasitica CBS 223.65
Lineage: Eukaryota; Oomycota; Saprolegniomycetes; Saprolegniales; Saprolegniaceae
Exons: 2
Coding region: 1-1104 (367 amino acids)
Source: RefSeq, a predicted model, not a curated record